AUGCUGAGCGACCGUGGAAUGGCUCAUCGUCUGGCGGUGAAACUAGUGGCCACAUGGCUCCGUCCAGUGACCCGGCGGCGCCAUUAUAGGUAUCCACUACAAGAACGACAGCCAGACCCUGCAAACAUCGACGAGCCCACGGGUGGAAAACGCCAUCAUGCUGCAGGAGCGACCACACUGGUCCCCACACUCACGAGAACGAGACUACCAAACCAGCCUCCCACAUAA
Molecule: messenger RNA, 228 nt
Organism: Pelobates cultripes (western spadefoot toad)
Lineage: Eukaryota; Metazoa; Chordata; Amphibia; Anura; Pelobatidae
Source: the annotation of a GenBank genome assembly